Messenger RNA from Gigantopelta aegis, 1076 nucleotides. RefSeq lists its product as uncharacterized. The record is from RefSeq and is a predicted model, not a curated record. The transcript has 2 exons. Lineage: Eukaryota; Metazoa; Mollusca; Gastropoda; Neomphalida; Peltospiridae. The coding region runs from base 9 to 719 and encodes 236 amino acids.
AGGAUGUGAUGAAAAAAAUCCUCUUCGGUGCUGAUGAUCAGCCAGAACAAUACAGAGAACUUCUUUUACCAACUGUAGAGUUUGACCAGAACAAGAUGAAUCGGAAGAGAUGUAGAAUUAACCAGUGUGGAAUUCUGGUCAACAACAUUCCAGCAACAUCAACUUCUGACCAGACUUCCGGAUUACAGUGUUUCCUUGGAGUGACUGCCAGAACGUGUAUUCCACGACGAGGAAUAUCUUACUGGGAGACGGAAGUGGACUACAUGGUACUAGGAUCGGCGGAAGUACACUAUGUGGUAGCACAAGUCGGUGUUUGUAUGGACGAACACUGUGACGAUGUAUCAGGGAUUUGGAUCAACAGACAUGCUUGGGGUGUCGGUGUGUUUACCUGUGGAUCUCACAACAGUAUCUGUUUAUGUGUUGUGUCACGUGAAAAGGAGCUGUGUGACAGUCCUGUGAAAUGUUUUAAACGCAACACACGACACACUGUCACACUCGGGCUGUUAGUAGACUCGGACAAUGCCACUCUCCACAUUAUUCGUGUUGACGACAACACAGUUUUACACUCAGUCCCAAACAUCGACGUGUCACGGCCGCUGAUGCCCAUGUUUCGUCUUGGCAUGCCUCGAUUUUUCGAUGUUAAAGCGAAAAUAUCAUCUGGCCCAGAUCUCUCAGUAAACCGUGAACUGUUGGUCCUCCUCUCCAGUUUAAUUAAAUAAGUCAUAAUGGCAGCAAGUCAUCCAAAUAGUUAAAGUUUGUUUUGUUUAACGACACCACUAGAGCACAUCGAUUAAUUAAUCAUCGGGUAUUGGUCGUCAAACAUUUAAUCAUUUUGACACAUAGUUAGUCGUCCAAAUAGGAACAUCAUGUCUGGACGUUUAAUCGAGAUCGUCAUAGUAGUCUAGUGGUUAAGUCAUCGGUCUUGUAGAUUCCCAAAUCAUAUUGGCAAAUAUUUAAUUUGAACACAAGAAUAAUUAGCUUUGACGUCGGAGGCUGGGGACCAGAAUGGUAGUGGUGUCCAAACUCUAAAGUCUAUUCAAUCUCCUCAAUUAAAAGGUGAAUUGAUAUAUAGCAGA